ACAGGUGAAGUUCUUCUGUAAGUUGAAAACUUUAGUCCAGCGAUCACCAUGAAUUCCAGACAGCCAGCACCAUGCAGGUCAACUCUGAUUCAUCAAGGUCCUCCAAAACGAUAUUAUCUACAUACAGAGAAAAAAGUGCUUGAUGAAGAUGGGAAAGUCAGAAAAUGGACUUACGGGAAAAAAGACACCAGUAAACCAAACAAAAUCAUUCUGCUGGUGGGAGAGACUGGUGCUGGUAAGACGACUCUCAUCAACACCAUGAUCAACUACUUACUGAAUGUGAAGUUUGAGGAUGAAAUAUGGUAUGAAAUCACAGAAGCAGCAGCCGGAGAUCAAUCAGAAUCACAAACCUCUGAAAUCACUGUGUAUGAGGUCUGUCCUUCAAAGAGUCCCAUAUCACUCACCAUCAUUGAUACUCCAGGCUACGGAGACACUAGAGGACUGGACAAAGAUCUGGAAGUUGCUGAGAAUUUAGCCACUUUGUUUCAGAGCAAUGAUGGAGUUCAUGAAGUUGAUGCCGUCUGCUUCGUGAUUCAAGCAUCUAAGAAUCGUCUCUCAGAUCGACAGCAUUACAUUAUCAGUUCAAUUCUGUCUUUGUUUGGAAAAGACAUUGUGGACAACAUUGUGUUUUUAAUCACACACUCUGAUGGUCUGCCACCCAAAAACGUCCUCGGUGCCAUUAAAAAAGCUAAAAUCCCCUCCAGACGAGACAAAAGUGGCCAACCUGUUCAUUUCUCGUUCAACAACCGUCAGGCUGAUGAUCGUCACACUAGAGAACGUCACAUCCGUGCUCAAAGAGACGCCUGGGAAGACAGCAUGGAAGAUAUGAAGCAAUUCCUUCAGUCUCUGAACGAAAUGAACAAAAGAAGUUUAGAGUUGACUUCAGAUGUCCUGAUCGAGCGCAUUCGAUUUGAAGCAUCCGUCUGCAACAUAAAGCUGCGACUUCAAGAGAAAGAGCUGAAAAAGGCUGAAAAACUUCAGAUUCAGGAGGCAAUGAUGCAAAACAAGGAAAAGAUUGAAGAGUGUAAAAACUUUGCCAUUAACAUCAAAAAGACUGUCAAAGAGAAGGUGCCCAUUGAGAGCAAGUCAUGGAAGCACAGGAAGGCAACGACCUGCACCGUCUGUGAGGAAAACUGCCAUGAGUUUGACUGCUGGUGGGGUUCAAAUCCCAGCAAAUGUGAAGUCAUGAAAGAUGGAUUCUGCACCGUGUGCACAGGGAAGUGUCAUCACAGCAAACACGUCAAAGAAAACAAGAAAUACGUCGUCAGAACCUCAAGCACAACGAUAGAAUAUGACUCUACAAGAAAGAAAACUAAAAAAUCCCAACAACAAACCAACAGGUUUUCAGCUGUAAUGGAUGAUGUUGACAAAGAUCUGCAGGAGAUUGAAACCCAUAAGUCAAUUCUUCUGUUCAAUGCUUACAGGACCAUCAAGCAUCUGUCUCAGAUCGCAUUAAAACCAGACUCUGCCUUCACUCUUCAGCAUCUGGACUUCUUCAUCCCCAGAGUGAGGGAGGCUGGGAAAGAAGACUGGGCCAAAGACCUGGAAGAAAUGAGGAGAAACGCUGAAACUGAAGAAGUGAAUAAAGAUGCUCUCAGUUAUCUUAAAGCUGGUCUGGCAAAAAUGUUCCUUAGUAGGAAAUGAACAAAUGUGAUUAGACUUGUCUGUUAUGUUUUUCUUUAAGGUAAAAUACAAUUUUUGGGCUCCCCACAGAACUCUCAUUUUGAUGCUUAGAGGUCUUUCAGGGGAACAACUACAGUAUUCUUGAAAACCUGCAGACGUCAGAAAAAGGGACUGCUUGUUUAAAUCAACAUCACUGAAAAAUAUACUUAAAAAAAACAUUUUAAGUGAAUUUUACUGCUACUACUCGCUACAAUCUACUUAGUAUUGAACUUAACAUUCAUAAAGAAAGUAAGUAAAUAUUACAUAAUUAUAUAUCAUUUCACAUAUAGAAUUACAGAAUAAAAUCUAUUUACCUAAAUUCAAUUUAACAAAGACAAUAAAUAACUUUAGCUUGGCCAGUAAAAGUUUGAGUACUUUUUACUUGCCAAUAAUUUUACUUCAUAUAGCACCUAAUUAAACCAUGUCUUUAAAGUGUAUGUUACUCAGAAACUUGUAAUUAAAUACUGCAAUAGACAUCAUGUAGACACCAUAUCUACAUAAUUACUAAUGCAGCCCUCAUCUGAACACAGAGACUUCAAUACUUGGUACACAAUACACAACGACUGUAACAUUAUGUGGUUCAUUUCUGAGUAUAAAUCUGUCAUUUUGAAUAGAAAAUUAACUCCAGAUGUAACAAAAUCACAAAUAACUAAACCUAACAAAAGCAAUGAUAAAACCGUAUUGAUUAUUUAUGCCCCAGUGCACGAUAUCAGAAACAUUGAGUAGGUUUUACUUAAUUUUACAACGUUUAUAUUUAUGCUUUAACUUCUACAAGCUUAAAUUGAGUACCAGUAUAGAAUUUACUGUUUUUUUUUUGUUGUUGUUGUUGUUUGUUUGUUUGUUUGUUUUUAAAUUAUUGGCUGAACUAACUUUUUUAUAUAGAAAUUACAUUUGUUUUUUUCCUGUAGUAUUUACUUCACCACAUAAUCAUUUUUAUCAGUGCAACUAAUAUUUGUUUUGCAUUAUUUGA
Onychostoma macrolepis is the source of this 2632-nucleotide messenger RNA. RefSeq lists its product as uncharacterized. The transcript is spliced from 2 exons. The record is from RefSeq and is a predicted model, not a curated record. Bases 49 to 1644 code for a protein of 531 amino acids. Gene Ontology annotation, molecular function: GTP binding. NCBI's taxonomy places the organism in Eukaryota, Metazoa, Chordata, Actinopteri, Cypriniformes, Cyprinidae.